Molecule: messenger RNA, 3067 nt
Organism: Polistes canadensis
Lineage: Eukaryota; Metazoa; Arthropoda; Insecta; Hymenoptera; Vespidae
Product: probable 28S rRNA (cytosine-C(5))-methyltransferase
Exons: 6
Coding region: 496-2931 (811 amino acids)
Biological process (GO): rRNA base methylation; maturation of LSU-rRNA
Cellular component (GO): nucleolus
Molecular function (GO): rRNA (cytosine-C5-)-methyltransferase activity; RNA binding
Source: RefSeq, a predicted model, not a curated record
ACAAUUAUAUAUAUUUAAUAAAUAAAUGAUGAUACUAAUAAAAAACAAGUAUGUAUUUGAUAAUAUUUUACAUAAUUCAAAUAAAACAAAAAAUUCGAUAUAUCAAUGCACCAUCUGACGUAAAAUAUGGAAUUAAAAUUGUAGGCAAAUUUUCUUAAGCUCAAAAGUUCAAAAAGAGUCAAUAGAUGUACUUAUAUGUAUGCAUAUGUAAGAAGUAACAGGUUAUGUUUGUCCAAUUCACGUGUUCGGCUUUGAUAAAUUGUGUAAAUACUCUAUGAUAUUAAUUAGAUUAUUUAUAAAUAAUCUUUAAUAAGAGAUAAUUUAAUGCCAAAUAUAUAAAAGAAUAGAAAAAUAUACAUAUCUUUUAUAUAAGCUUUGGUAAAAUAUAAAUACAAUUUAAGUUUGUAUCAAAGCAAGUUAGUGUGUUCAAUUAUUUAUUAAUAUACAAUUGAAUUCAUUGUAUUUAUUGUUUAAAAAUUCAUCGUUUUUAAUGAAAUGGGGCGAAAGGCGAAAUUCGAUAAAACAGAUUUACCUAGUAGCAAAGGUAAAGGUAAAGGUAAAAAAGCAAAAAAGCAGGGAGAUCCCGUAUUUACUAAAUUAGCAGUAAAAAAUGAAAGCGCAUUGAGUCAUCGUCAAAAACAAAGAGCUAAGAAAAGAUUAUUGAAGAAACAAAAAUUAAAAGAAAAUGUAAAAAAUAUACAGAAACUCAAAGACACAGAGAACGGUGUGCAAAUUAAACAGGGUAUAAAUAAAAAUAAAGUUAAUUCAAUAAAAAAUGAUAUCGCUGAGAAUAUAAACAGUGGUAUGAAAAUUAAUAAAGAAAACGUAUCGUUAAAUAAAAGUAAUAAAAUACAAAACAAGCUAAAAAGAAAACAAGAAAUCAAACUUUCACCAAAAACUGUGAAAGAAAAAAAUAUACAAUCUGACAAAUUAAAAAAUAAUAAUACAGAAACUCAUAUUGUAUCUGAUGAUAAACAAUGCAAUGGAAAUAAGAAAUCUAAGAAAAUAAAAAACAAAUCAUUAAAAAGUACUGCGAAAGCAACAAGUAAUAAUAGAAAGUCUAGUUUAAAUGUCGAAAGUACCGAUAUGGAAAUUGAGAGUAAAAGUGAAUCAUUAACUACAUCCAAUAAAAACAAUAAAAGAACUAAAGGUAAGGCAUUAGCUCUUACUAAAAAAGUAAAAAGUGAUCAUACAGAUUCAGGUAAAGAAAAAAAUGAUAUAAAAAAUAAUAGCCAAAACAAAAAAUUGAAUAUAAAUAAUACAGUACAAAAUAAGAAAUUAAAAAAUGCAAAGAAACUGUUGAAUAAUGAUACAGAGGAAGAAACUGAUGAUAUGGAAUCUAGCGAAGAAAAUGAAGACAAUGUAAAAAAUAAUAGCCAAAACAAAAAAUUGAAUAUAAAUAAUACAGUACAAAAUAAGAAAUUAAAAAAUGCAAAGAAAUUGUUGAAUAAUGAUACAGAGGAAGAAACUGAUGAUAUGGAAUCUAGCGAAGAAAAUGGAGACAAUAUAAAAAAUAAUGACCAAAAGAAAAAAUCGAAUAACAAUAAAGCAAUACAAAAAAAGAAAUUAAAGAACGCGAAGAAAUUGUUGGACGAUGAUACAGAAGAAGAAACUGAUGAUAUAGAAUCUAGCGAGGAAGAUGAAGAAACUGGAAGUAUGGAUGAUGAUGAAGAAGAUGAUUUAUUGCCUAUAGAAAAGGCAAAUAAAAAGUUAAAAAAGAGAAAAGAAAUAGAAGAGCAACUUGCAGAAGCAGAAAUGCAAGAAAUGACAAAUCAACGUAGUGUUUUUUCAUUUCCCACGGAAGAAGAAAUUGCUGAUGUUACAGAUUUGAAAGAAAUACAACAACGUAUACGAGAUGUUAUGAUGGUAUUAUCAGAUUUUAAAAAUUUACGAGAAGAAAAUAGAUCACGUUCAGAGUAUUUAAAAUUGUUUCAACAUGAUUUGUGCACAUAUUAUAGCUAUAAUAAUUUUCUUAUGGAAAAAUUAAUGCAAAUGUUCCCAUUAGACGAGUUACUUGAAUUCUUAGAAGCGAGUGAAGUACAGAGGCCUAUGACUAUUCGUACAAACACAUUAAAAACUCGACGUCGUGAUUUGGCAGAAGCGUUGAUCAACAGAGGUGUUAAUCUAGAUCCUCUAGGAAAAUGGACAAAAGUUGGAUUAGUAGUAUUUUCAUCGCAAGUACCAAUGGGUGCAACUCCAGAAUACUUAGCAGGACAUUAUAUUAUUCAAGGCGCAUCAAGUUUUCUCCCUGUUAUGGCAUUAGAUCCUAAAGAAAACGAAAGAAUUCUAGAUAUGUGUGCAGCACCAGGAGGAAAAUCUUCUCAUAUUGCUGCAAUCAUGAAAAAUACAGGCGUUCUAUUUUCUAACGACGUCAAUCAACAAAGAAUAAAAGCUGUUGUUGGUAAUUUUCAUCGACUUGGAAUUGUCAAUUCUGUUAUUUGCAGUUAUGAUGGAAGAAAAUUACCUUCUAUUAUGAAAGGAUUUGAUAGAGUGUUAUUGGAUGCUCCUUGCACUGGUACUGGUGUUGUUGCUAAGGAUCCUAGUGUAAAAACCAAUAAAGAUGAAGUGGAUGUACAACGUUGUUGUACUUUACAAAGGGACUUAUUACUAGCAGCUAUAGAUUGUGUUAAUGCUAGGUCUGAGUCGGGUGGUGUUAUAGUUUAUUCAACAUGUUCAGUCCUUCCGGAAGAAAAUGAAUGGAUUAUUGAUUAUGCUUUGAAAAAACGCGAUGUCAAAUUAGUUCCCACUGGUCUAGAAUUUGGUGCUGAUGGUUUUAUAAAUUAUAGACAACAUAGGUUUCAUCCUUCUCUUAAAUUGACCAAACGUUUUUAUCCACACUCUCACAAUAUGGAUGGAUUUUUUGUAGCCAAAUUUAAAAAGUUUUCUAAUAUUAUUCCAAAACAAGAACAAAUAACUGAAACGUCGGAAUAAAAAUUAGGUAAACAAUUUAACAUUAUUUCCAAUGAAAAACGUUAUUACAUAAUUACUACAAUAGAUACAUAUGUAAGACAUUAAAAAUUCAUUUGUUAAUUUUCAAUAUUGAUAUUAAAAAUGUCAAUAUGAUAUA